GUGCGGAGGUGGGGCGCUGUCGGAGCGUUCCGUGCGAGGCCUUGUCGAGAGUCGUCACAGAGGGUGUCAGCGCGCCGGUGUGACCGGGGGAAAUGUCAGAGUGGCGGCGUGCCUGCUGUCAGAGGUGCUGCAGUGACUGACCGACAGAGCGCGACGCGACAGACGACAGCGAGUGACCGCGGCGGCAGACCGCGCCGGCAUGGCCAACUCGGACUACCUGGAGGAAUACAUCAGCGCGAUGGAGACGCGCGACGAGCCCGACUCGGGCGACGUGUUCGCGCAGCUGCAGCAGAAGGAGAACGACCUCAUCCUGGCGGCCGAGCUCGGCAAGGCGCUGCUGGAAAAGAACGAGGCGCUCAGCAUGGAGAACGAACGCAUGGCCGAGGACUACUCCAAACACCUGGAGGAGCUGGAGCAGGAGAAGCACGUGCUCCGCCGCAAGAUGACCACCAUGGAGAGCGAGUACGAGACACAGGUGCUUCAACUGCAGUCGGACCUCGGCACGCUCAAGCAGGAAAUGGAGGAGGAGCACCACUCGGGGAAGGACGCGGCCAAGCAGCGGUCUCAGAUCAUCUCCGAGAUCACCGAACAGAACCAGCGACUGACGCGCCAGCUCCGAGACGCCAUCAAAAACGAGGAGCAGCUGAACCUGCAGCUGCAGCAGAUGCGCAGCCAGCAGGAUCUGCGACGCAGCAGCAUGAACGACCACGUAUCGCACAUGGAGAUCAUGCGGGAUGAGAUCAACAUCCUGACGGACAAGCGGCUGGAGCUGGAGCGGCGCGUGCAGGCGCUGCUGGAGGAGCGCGAACAGUUGAACUCGCAGCUCGACGAGUCUGCCGAACGGGUGCUGCUGCUGGAGCGGCUGAGUCGCGAGCAGAGCGGGCAGCUGCGGCAGACGCAGCGGGAGGUGGGCGAGCUGGCCGCCACCAACACCUCGCUCACCGACCGGCUGGAGGUGCUCUCGCGCCACUCGUCUCCCAGCACGGCACACACGUCUCUGAUGAACGAGCUGGACAUGUCGGCAGACGAGGGCAUCAGCUCAGGCUCGCACCUGCAGGCUAACGAGGAGAACCUGCUGAACCUGGACGACGAGGUGGAGUGUGACGAGCCGCUGGUGCCACUGACCGAGGCGCAGGAGCUGCGGGAGCUGAAGCGCGAGGUGCUGGACGUGUACAUGCAGAUGAGGACGCUGACCGAGCGGUCGCGCUCCGGCCGACGCAACUCGGUCAACUCGUUGGACACGACCUCCUCUGAGGACGUACCCCUGCACAAGGUCAAGGCGGGACUACUUCAGGAGGUGUUCAAGGAGCUGCAGAGCCGCGUGCACGACCUACUGCGGCCGCGCAAGGGCGCGUGCGAGACCUGCGGCCGCGACUCCCAGCUGCAGAUGGAGAUAGACCUGCACGCCGUCCAGGAGAAGUACGACCAGCUGGACAAGCGGCACACGCAGCAGACCGACACUCUGAAGCGGCAGGCGGAGGAGUUGUCGCGCCACAUGCACCAGCUGACGAUGAAAGAAAAACAAUAUGAAGCUUUAAAGGAGGAGCGUGACAUCCUGAAGGAAGAUCUCAACAGCACACACAUGUCCAAGGAAGAGCUCAUUAAAAAGGCGUGGGAGGUGCGGGACAAGGCCGUGCAGCGUAAGAACGCCACCGAGAUCGAGCUGGCGCGCGCCAGAAUAGACGUCAUGCAGAUCAACUCCCAGCUGCUCGAGUCCAUCCAGCAGAAGGUGGAGCUCUCCUGCCAGCUGGACCAGUGGCAGUCGGACAUGCAACAGCUUCUCGACGAGCAGAUGAAGAAGAAACUGAGUCAAAUUGAGCAAGCAUCCGACUCUGAUUCGAGCACGGGAGCGACCACGCCCGGCCGACACAAAAAAUCCAUCCUGGGCAUUUUCAGCAGAUCGUAGCGCUGCGUAGUGGAACCUAAAACGACUUUACGUGUAAUACCCGCCGCUUGGUGAAGUCACUGGUGACCGAGUGCUCGUAACCCUUCCAGGAGGGAAUUGUGAUAAUGUGGAACAUUCCAUGACGAGACGGAUCAUGUGCUUUGACGUGUAUUUUCUGAUGUGUCUUUCCUCUGCGUGGAUGAAUGGCCUGAAGUUGAUUUUGACGUUAUGAAAAUCUAUUUUCAGGACAUGACGUGUGCCCGUUUUCGACCUGGUUCUGUCGUUGACGUGAGGCCGCUUCUUCCAUGGGUGGGGAGGGCUCCAAAUUCUAGGGCAGCUGCUUCCGACACUCGAUUUUGGCGCGCCACCCGCUCUUCCGUCGUCCAAGACGAUGGCUCCGCUGCCUUCUCGAUGUCGGACUGUUCCUGGCCACUGUUCGUGUCGCAGUUGUGAAUUGUGCCUGCAAUGCAUUAUGACCUCAGCCACCUGUCGGCAUGGUUGAACCGCACCAAUAAAACUGCGCCUAAAGUGACUUACGUAAGCACUCGCCGAUGGCGGAUGUUGUCAGCAAUGUAGAUGUAACUGCGUAGCUUUGUAUGAUAAUACACCAGCUGGCUCCUCGA
This is a messenger RNA of Pollicipes pollicipes, 2508 nucleotides long. Its product is annotated as bicaudal D-related protein homolog. Bases 200 to 1906 code for a protein of 568 amino acids. The transcript is spliced from 10 exons. Lineage: Eukaryota; Metazoa; Arthropoda; Thecostraca; Pollicipedomorpha; Pollicipedidae. The record is from RefSeq and is a predicted model, not a curated record.